AGACAGUCAUUUGGCCCCGCACAGCCAGGGAGCACAGCCCCCCAGCUACAGUCGAAUCCAAGUUGUGUGUGUUUGCUUGUGCGUGUUAACGACAUUGAGUGACUCUCCCAGUGUGUAGCCGUUGCUUUGGCUUGAAAAUAGAAACGUUACCAAACGCCACCGCUGCUACGCAGAGACUUCACACAAAUACUCUGAAUCAAGCCAAAAUUGCAACCGGGAUUUAGUGCUAACAUUUACUGAACCGUUGAAACUAUUAUUUCUACGAAAUUAUUCCACAAGUUAUAAAACAAUACGAUUCGGAUUAUCAUCAUCUGGAUACACACAGUAACCAAGGAAUCUUUGAAUGACUGAUUAAGUAAGGAGGGAUAAAAAUGAGUGAAUCGACCAAGAACGAGUCGGAAUCUUCGUCGACAACGGCUGUUCCCAGCGGAACCCCGACGGUGGUGCCUGUCGGUCCUGGAUCGAAUCAAAGUUCCGCCCAGUCCGCGCCAUCUUCCGUUGUCGAGGCCAUGCAAUCGCCCAUGGGUCCAACACAAAUCCCCGCUCAAUUCGUGUUCCAGCAACAAAUUAUGGCUAGUCCUCAACAACAACAGCAGCAGCAGCUGAUGGCCAGCCCUCAACAGCAACAACAACAGGGAGGGAACACACCUGGUCCGUCUCCUGGUGGCCCGCAAACGCAACCCGGGGGAGGAGCGAACCCUUCUCCGAUGAAUGGCGGUAUGAAUGCUGCCAUGACCAUGAAUCCGUCAGCGAUGAGUACGAUCAAUAUGUCGGCUAUGAACUCAAUGAUGCCUUCUCUGGCCAACCACGGUAUGGCCGGCAUGACGAUGACGAGUAUGAAUGCUGCCGGCUUUCAACAAUCAAUGGGUCAUCCGGUUAUGUCCUCUGGAGCAAUGCCUCAGGUUCAGGUUAUUCAGCAGCAGCUACCCUAUUUACAACAGUUGUACAGCAAUGCCCAGGGACAGCAAUUCCUUAUGCCCGGGAACAUUUCUUUGCAACCGACGGGUGUCAAUCAGACAAUCCAGUCAACCAAUUUCGGACAACCUAUUCAGGUAAUUGCUGCUGGGAAACCAUUUCAGCCUGGACAGUUAACUCCACACCUUCAGAUUACUGGCAACAAUAUGAUAAAAAGUCACCAGAAUGAUAACAAUGCAAUACUUCAGUUUUUCAACAAUGCAAGAAAUAAUGGUUGCAUUCCAACAUCAAACAAUCAAACUUUGGUUAUUGGACCGUUGAUCACCAACACCCAAGCUGGCAACUACACUCAGCAGGGUCAACAAACAAAACCAAAUGAAAUGAAUAAACAGAAUCAACAACAGCAGCAACAACAGCAACAGCCAUAUUUUCAAGUUGUCAAUGGCAUGCCCCCAAAAUCCCCAGUCAUGGCAUCUACAGUUGGAAAUGUCAAUAAAAAUAAUAUGCCUGGUGGAACUGUUUCAGUAAGCCAGGCAACUAAUAUGCUACCACAGCCACAAAUUGUUACCUCACAAGCCAACUCUGCACCUAUGCAAAUUGGUGGACCUAUGCAACCAAUGCAGAUCAUAAGUCAAAUGCAGGGCUCGCAAAUGGGACAAUCUUUAGGAUUUUUACCUCCGAAUUUUUACCAGUUCGCGACUUCAGGAGGUAUUGGAGGCCAACAAGGUCCUAUAAUAAUCAGACAACAUGGCCAGCCUGACGGAAUGUUUUUUCAAGCCGCACCUCAGCCAACAAUCACUGCGCAAGCAGCGCCACCGCAACCUGUUUCUGCCCUUACCCCAGCUAUUAAACCAAGAACUGAGACUCCAUCAAAAGCAGGCGGUACACGACCGUUAUCGACGAUAUUACCGUCCUCGUCUGGAACUUCUACGACACCGACACCGAUUCGUCCAGCCUCAUCAAUGUCUAAUCAGACUUUUGCAACAGGCACGGCCACUGGUGCUCAAACUGGAAACCCUAGACCUGCUGGAAAGACAAAGAAAGUUGGACGACCUCCGCAAAAUCAGCCGCGACCAGUAGCGCCUACAGUUGUGCAAGCUCAGCAGACUCUACUACAACCGGUGCAACAACAACAACAGCAGCAACUUCAGCUUCAACAACAGCAGCAACAACAACAGCAGCAGCAGCAGCAACAACAACAUCAACAACUGCAUGCUGUUUCUCAGCAACUCAUUGCUCAACAGUUCCAGAUGCAAAAUUCCUUCCAGAUUCAGCAGUAUCAGCAACAGCACCAGCAACCGACCCUCAUGUCACUUCCAGCUUUUCAACAAGUGACCCAACAAACUCUGGAUGCAAAUCAGCAUGCUCAAUUUCAGCAAGCCAUCAACGACCAGCAGCAAGCUCAGCAACAGCACCAACAGCAGCAGCAACAACAACAGCAGCAGCAACAACAACAACAACAGCAGCAGCAGCAGCAGCAACAACAACAGCAACAUCAGCAACAUCAGCUGCAACUUCAGUACCAAAUGAACAAGCCAGUCAUGGCAGUAGCUUCUUCGGCGGCCACAUCGUCUGCUGCUUCUAACAGCGUAACCACCACUACGCAGAGUGCCCCUCAGCAACAGCAACAACAACAACAAAAUAUGAUGUCUCCUGCUCCAAUGCCUACCCAACAGCCAAUGCAAAACGUUGCACCUACGAUCCAGCAGGUGAUCCCGCAACAAUCCCAACAACAGCCAGGAUUGAUGCAGAUACCUCCGUGUAUUUCAUCUGCAUCCUUCGGCCCGAUUACCACCACAACAACAACUACGCAUGCGGUUCGUUCCAGCUAUAAACCGAUUGCCCCGGCGCCUCCACAACAGCAUCAUGCCGGCCAACCUCCUAAUUUAAUAGCUAUGGCACCUCAUCCCCACCAAGUCAAUAUGACUUCGAACGAGAAAACGGAUCAACAACAUCCACAAAUCUUGACUAUUCCUGUAGGAUCUACAGUAUAUCCAAUGAAUAUGACAGGAACGCAUAACAUUCGAUCCGCCACGCCUAUGAAUAAUUUCCAAACGAUGAAUGGGGAUCUUGCACAACAUCAGCAAGGACAAUUAAAUAUUCAUAUGCCAAUGUCUAGCAGCCAGUCUACGACUUGUUUUAUUACCAACCCAACCGUGACUUCAGCAUCCCGAAUGUCUGCCCCAUUGGGAGGUGGGUUGAUCACCGUUGGCCCAGCUGCACCUCUUUCCGCUAUGGCUAGUAUGACUCACGCAGUACCUCCAUCAUCGUCUCCUAUCACCAUUUCCACUCAGGGACCACGAAUGGCUAUGCCUCCUUUACAGCCAGUUACAGUGACCGUUUCAGCAUCUCCAGCACCCCAAUUUCCACUUCCAUCACCCGCUCGCCAACCAUCGACACCUCUACUCAGCACGGCCGAAAAAGUGGAAGAACCGAAACAAUCUCCUCGGACACCAGCCGAGCCUAUUCCCGUUCCUUCCGCUCCUACACCAACUUCAUCUGUGGAAGAUGUUCCGGCGAAAAAAGAAGCAUCUCAAGUGAAUGGCACCGGCCAACAGAAUGAAAACCAUAUAACGAAUCAUUCUCCAGCGUUACGUGAGAAGAAGGAACCCAAUUUGCCUCAAGCAGUUGUCCGGCCCCAAAUACUGACGCAUGUUUUGGGUGAUUUUGUAAUCCAAGAGUCAUCGGAACCUUUCCCUGUCGGUCGAUUCCAUCCGAAUGAAUCUUUAACACGCUGCAAUGGCCAUCGAAAUAACGAAAACAAUUUCAAAUUGGAUGGAGAACCUCCAAAGAAAAAACUCCAUGUGGAACAACCCACAGAGAACCAUCAGUCUCCGCCAUUGGCACCUCAGCCACCUGCCACAACUAUAACCAACGAACUCCAGCAAAUGUCAACUCCUAAAGGAGCUACAAUGGCAACAUGCGAGGGAUGUGGAAAAAUGGAUUUUGUCGCCAAAUCACGCCGCUCAAAACGCUUUUGUUCCACAGCUUGCGCGAAAAAGCCUGCAAUUAAUGCUACUCCGGCAGUAGUAACCGUACAAUCGCAAUAUCAGCAACAACAAGAAACUGUUUCGACAACGACAACUGCUAACGGCCAGGGAGCAAAAUCAGCCGGUGGUGGUGGAUUGCUGACAACAGCGACAUCAACGACACAUUCACCAGUUGCUUCAAUAACAAUUGACAUAAACAAAUUGGCUCCUCCAUCGGCUGCAACAGUUCCUCCUUGCACAACCCCGACAACUAAUUUUGCACCUUCAGGAGAUAAGGAAGAUAGCAGUUUGGACGCAGAGUUGUUGGCUCUAGCUGCACAGCAAACGCGUUCCCCUACAACAUCUCUUCCGCAAACCCCAACUCAACAGCCGAAACCGGAAUGCAAAACCAAUCCUGCUAAAUGGAGCGUUACCGAGGUAGCUGAUUUCGUGCGGAGUCUAACUGGUUGCGCUGACUACGCUGAGGAUUUCGCCAUGCAGGAAAUUGAUGGCCAAGCUCUUAUGUUGUUGAAAGCAGAUCAUUUGAUGUCGGCCAUGUCCAUGAAAUUGGGACCGGCGUUGAAGAUUUGCGCCAAGAUCGAUGCUAUGCGCGGCGCAUCCUCUGCGGAAGGCGGCAACCAAUCAAAUGGAAAUUAGCACGGAAAAUGUUCUAGAAUUAGUUCAUCUCGCUUAUCUCUCAUACAACCAGAACUUGAUAUGUGUUAUAUUUGCCCAAAAUCUGACUGUAAUUUGACUCAUUGUAUUUUUCUGUCUAUAGUUUGUUGAUGAUUUACAGUAAGUUAAUCUUUGUCAUUUCUUAUCACGUAUUUUCUGGGUGGUGCACCUCUAUUACAGUAAUUCUCACGAC
This is a messenger RNA of Daphnia carinata, 4752 nucleotides long. RefSeq names its product polyhomeotic-like protein 2. The record is from RefSeq and is a predicted model, not a curated record. Gene Ontology annotation, molecular function: protein binding; zinc ion binding. Gene Ontology annotation, cellular component: PRC1 complex; nucleus. NCBI's taxonomy places the organism in Eukaryota, Metazoa, Arthropoda, Branchiopoda, Diplostraca, Daphniidae. The coding region runs from base 372 to 4541 and encodes 1389 amino acids. The transcript has 16 exons.